Messenger RNA from Macrobrachium nipponense, 4123 nucleotides. RefSeq names its product probable G-protein coupled receptor Mth-like 1. Gene Ontology annotation, molecular function: G protein-coupled receptor activity. The record is from RefSeq and is a predicted model, not a curated record. NCBI's taxonomy places the organism in Eukaryota, Metazoa, Arthropoda, Malacostraca, Decapoda, Palaemonidae. Gene Ontology annotation, cellular component: membrane. Gene Ontology annotation, biological process: G protein-coupled receptor signaling pathway; cell surface receptor signaling pathway. The transcript is spliced from 9 exons. The coding region runs from base 162 to 2033 and encodes 623 amino acids.
CGAUGUCCGUUGCUGAGCGGAGUUGUGGUACUUUAUCUAGGUCACAAAAUUGGUGUAGAGCCGCUGUCCCGUAUAUGAUAUUGUGUUAAAAUAGCUUGUGAACCAGACUGAGUAACCGUAACACUAAAAGAAGGAAUGAGAUUCAAAAGACAUUCUCCAUAAUGAAGACGAGGGAAACUCAAGGAGGACAUUUCUUGAAGCCUAAUGAAUACUUUGGUUCCUCUGGGACCCCAAUUUUCAUGAGCAGUCUAAUUUUAUUCCUUAUAAUAAGUACAAGUGGCUUUGCAAAGGAAGAUCUUAACAAUUCGCGCACAAAGAGGUCCUCCAGCGGUCAUGAAAACCUCAGACAUUCACGAACCAAUGGCUCCUAUUACGGCGAACUCUGCUGUCCUGAAAAUAAGCAUUUUGAGGCAAACGGGUGCGUUCCCUUCAAUGAUUCGAGGGUAUUCCAACCACCAGCUCCUUUUAGCAACGUUUUGUGGACGUACCAAGGAUUCCAGUGCCCACAUGGGUAUGAUCCCACGCCUUUUGAAGUUAACAAAAAUGCCCGAUUAAUUCUGGAUGGAGGUUCUGUCUCCCUGAAAUGGCGCCACAUAUUAAUAAAGACAACAAAGAAAUUCUGCUUGAGUCUCCUUCCUUCAAACGCCUACGUGGGCGUUGUUUGCCGCCCUAACAUCGAGAAGCUAUGUGCAGAUGCAACUUGCAUCCAAAAGUGUUGCGACCAUGGGGAAGUGGCGUCCUUGAAAGUCAGACAUUGUACGCCCAACGCCAGCCGAAAGUUCAGCCUGACGUUUCAGUCAGCAAGCGGUUUCGAGGUGCAAUCACCUGUAGAUCUCCGAGUGUUAUAUCGCAUCCCUAAUUGCGAAAAUAUUUUGCACCUGAACCUUGAAGAUAAGACCGACGGACGCUUCCUCCUGACAGCAGAUGGAUAUCUUUACCAGCCGGCUAAAGGCACAAUCUAUUACGAAACUAAGUUUUGUCUGGAUCAUUUCACAACGGGAGUAUUUGAAGGCGAACGACUGGGGGCAUUCAUUUGCUCAGGACCAGGACUGCCAAUAGGACCCACCUUGAAGGACCGAUUCUACGCAGCGGGUUUGAUGAUUUCUGCUCUUUCCCUCUCGGUGACCAUUCUCUGCAACAUUCUCGUUGGUAAGCUGAGAGCGUUGCAAGACCUCCAUCAGCUGUGCCACAUGAUCUCUCUCCUCGUGGGGGAGACAGCGCUGUUUAUUGGGUACUUGUUCUCUGAUGAUCUGCCCCUUACUCAUUGUAUUAUCAACAGUAUUAUUGCGCAGUUUGCAUUUCUCUCAGCGUUUUUCUGGCUUAAUGUCAUGUGCGUUGACAUUCAUCAGUAUGUCAGGGCAACGGUGAAACUCGUCCCGAGAAAUUCCAUCCAGGGAAGACAGUGGUUGCGGUUCAAGUGUUACUCUGCUUACGCCUGGGGGUUGCCGUUCCUCAUCACGCUGGCAACGGCUGUCCUUCAUUAUGUCCCAGACUAUCCAGGGCAGACCAUCCUAAGGCCUGGUUUCGGGAUUAAGAGCUGUUGGUUUCAUGGUGAUAUUGAGCGACUUACUUUCUUCUACGUCUGGAUUGGAGCGCUUUUCUUGGCGAAUAUUUUCCUGUUGGCAAACACUGUCUUCAUGCUACACAAGACGGGCGCCAUUCUACUGUCCGGCAAGAGAAAAUCAGUUUUUGAGGAAGGUGGGAACCAUGCGAGCAACAGAAGGAAUGUUAACAAGUUCUGGCAGAGCUUCAGUCUAUUUGCCUUGAUGGAACUUUGCUGGAUCACUGAAAUUCUCUCUUGGAAAAUUCCCCCUGAAUCAUUAUGGAUUCCAACUGACAUCAUAAACACACUUCAAGGAUUCUUCAUAUUCCUCUUUUUCUUGAGAAACAAAACGAAGAGAGAAGCUCUGAAAGAAGCCAUUUUGAGUGCACGUGUACAAGCAAGAAAAUCCCCUCACUCAGAAAGCAACAGCAGCAAUUGUUCGCAUAGUAGUAAAUCGACGACUACCUACUCUGAUAUGUACAGGCCCUGAUCCCAGAAACGAUGAGGAGCCUGAGGAACAGAACUGAUAGUUGAAAAACAGUUCAACGAAACACUUAAAAUGAAGAUCAUGAUCAUCCUGAAUAAAGACUUAGUCAAAAGUUCUGGGCAAAGUGGAAGUGGUCUACCAAUUGCUAUGAGCAAAGCUGAGCUUAACAUCAAGCAAUUGUACUUAACACGAAACCUGAAGACAAGCAGCCAAUCCUCUGGCAAAUCUUGACAACGGCCAAUAGUUUUACAUGAAACUGAACUCAACGUCCGACAUGCUAUGAUAAAUAUGAAAAUGUUAGACAACAGUUGUAGAAGUAACCGCACCUAACGACAGUGAAAUGGCUCCCUGUUACAGGUCUAAUUAAAGGUAAUAGCCGGGUGUAGUAAGGGGAUUCCUUUGAAUUAUGUUUCUUAAUUGGUUGGAGUAUCUUGCUAUCUAUUUUUGGUUGUGGGGUUAUUUAAAAUACCAAUUUUCUUGGAUUACACAGGUGAGGAUCUAAUAACCAAUGCUCUUGGUGAUUCCCCUACGGCCUACGCCAUAGCCUUUGCUCCCGGUCAUUCUAUAGUUUUGGCUUUGAAGGUGCUGUCUAAGAUUCUUUUCUUUCUUUCUUUCUUGCUUUCAUUUUAAUUAAGUUUAUGUAUCGCUGUUCGUUAUACAAUGUAAAUAUUUUAAUCUCUUUGCUCCUAUUUAAUGUUUCUGUUUCCCUCCAUAUUUUUUACAAACUUGCAAUGCAAGUUCAAGCUGGAGGCCUGUUACAUAUGAACAAAUGCUCAUUAAUGAUAAAAGUAAUAUAGGUUAAAUCCUAUCUGAUGGCUAAUAGGUCUUGGUAACAUGGCAAUUUACCUUGACCAUUCUAGCUUCCAGUAUUUCAUUCAGCACGUAUUUAUCUUUUUUAACUUUUAUUAUCUGCCUCUCAAUAACACUCACGUUUACUAACACUUGCAGUCAUCUCUAUAUGAAACACAUUGCAAUUCAUGUCUCCCUUACAUUACUUGAAGCCAAUCAGGCUAUUUUUAAACGUAAAAUUAUAUAUCCUGCAACGCGGGAUAUAUAUAAGUAAGAUUUGCUAACAGUGACUGCUGACAGGGUACAGAAAUAGCGGCGAAGAAUUUUCGAGAUGAAGGCUACAAAGUCAUUCUUCAUCGACGCCAAUAUUGCCUUAUAUCGUUAGACUGUCGAUCGAGUCCUUGAGCGCAUACACAAGGUUUCAGGAUACAAAUAAGACAAAGGAACGGGAAAAAGGAUAUAGAAGAAAAAUCAAAUCAUACCUCGUAUAGGAAUUAUUGUAUCUGGGUCGAGUUAAAAAAAAAAGUCCAAGAUUAAAACCACCUUUGAAAAAGAAUUGUUUGCUUCAAAAGGUUACAUCCCUUCAGGCAACAGAUACUGAUCAAGGCAUAGUUAUAAAUACGAGGUCAUUCGAAUAGAUUAAAUACACUUACGGGCAAUGUCAGGUCUGUAGCAUGGGGCGCUCUUUAGCAUUAGUAUUGAUUCCUGUAAACUAUGGUUUUUCGUUAUAUUUUAGAGAAUUUUUUUGAUGCUUGUUUGAUAAUGCAAUCAUAAUUCUGGUAUACAUUUUUGUCAUUUUAUGACCUAAGUUUUUUUAUUAUGAUAUACGCAGUGCAAUAUUAACUUUAUUUCCAGUACUCUACUGUUUUCACAUUACAGUCCGUAUCCUGUUCCACAUUCUAUGCUUUCCCAAGUGGCCAAAAAGAUAUAAAUUGUUUGAAUAACCUGCUUUGGCGUCUCUCUUCGGGGAGCAGCGAGUCCUUUUUAUAUGACUUAAAGAAGAUUGUAGCAGCACAGGGUGCCAUAAGUCAAACUUACGAAACCUUGACUUUAUCACCAUGAUUACCAAUAUUGGUGAUCAGAACACAAUUUUUCCUGCUCUUGUAAAAGUAAAUGUAAUACUUCUUAUUUAAAGGAAAAUUAAACUAAUCUCUUAAAAUCAUUCAAGAGCUUUGUAGGCUUCAUAACCCAUAAUAUAUUUACCGUUAUUCACAAUUUACCUGAUUUUACUAAAGGUACCAAAAGGCAAUUAAUUUGGCAAUGAAACUUUCCACUACAUAAAUUGCUCGUGUGGGAACAGACAA